CAGGAAUGUGCCUCUGGGGACUCUCUGGCCCGCGGGAGGAGAGGGGUGGCGGCGGGGGCCCGCGAAGUGCGGGGGCUGCCCCGCCGCUGCGGGCUGGAGAGGGAUGCUUCCCGCGCGACGCGCUCCGCCAGGGCGAGGGCUUCAUUCUUCCGCGGCGUCCCUGGAGGAUUGGAGGCUGAUGUAUGAGGGGCCCACGGAGGCGGAGGAGCGGUGGUGAUGGUUUGGAAAGCCGAGCUGAAGUGCGCUGGGUUUUGGUGAGGCGUGACAGUUUAUCAUGACUGUGUUCAGGCAGGAAAACGUGGAUGAUUACUACGACACCGGCGAGGAACUUGGCAGUGGGCAGUUUGCCGUCGUGAAGAAAUGCCGUGAGAAAAGCACGGGUCUACAGUAUGCCGCCAAAUUUAUCAAGAAAAGGCGGACGAAAUCCAGCCGGCGGGGCGUGAGCCGCGAAGACAUUGAGCGGGAGGUCAGCAUCCUGAAGGAGAUCCAGCACCCCAAUGUCAUCACCCUGCAUGAGGUCUACGAGAACAAGACAGAUGUCAUCCUGGUUUUAGAACUCGUUGCAGGUGGUGAGCUGUUUGACUUCUUAGCUGAAAAGGAAUCUUUGACUGAAGAGGAAGCCACUGAAUUUCUCAAACAAAUUCUAAAUGGUGUUUACUACCUACACUCCCUUCAGAUCGCCCACUUUGAUCUUAAGCCUGAAAACAUCAUGCUUUUGGAUAGAAAUGUCCCCAAACCUCGGAUCAAGAUCAUCGACUUUGGGUUGGCCCAUAAAAUUGACUUUGGAAAUGAAUUCAAAAACAUAUUUGGGACACCAGAGUUUGUUGCUCCUGAGAUAGUCAACUAUGAACCUCUGGGUCUUGAGGCAGAUAUGUGGAGUAUUGGGGUAAUAACCUAUAUUCUCCUAAGUGGGGCCUCCCCCUUUCUUGGAGACACUAAGCAAGAAACAUUAGCAAAUGUAUCUGCUGUCAACUAUGAAUUUGAGGAAGAGUACUUCAGUAAUACCAGUGCCCUAGCCAGAGAUUUCAUAAGAAAACUCCUCAUCAAAGAUCCAAAGAAGAGAAUGACAAUUCAAGAUAGUUUGCAGCAUCCCUGGAUCAAGCCUAAAGAUUCCCAACAAGCACUUAGUAGAAAAGCAUCGGCAGUAAACAUGGAGAAAUUCAAGAAGUUCGCAGCCCGGAAAAAAUGGAAACAAUCCGUCCGCUUGAUAUCACUGUGCCAAAGGUUGUCCCGGUCAUUCUUGUCCAGAAGUAACAUGAGUGUUGCCAGAAGUGACGACACUUUGGAUGAAGAGGACUCCUUUGUGAUGAAAGCCAUCAUCCAUGCUAUCAACGACGACAACGUCCCAGGCCUGCAGCACCUCCUGGGCUCAUUGUCCAACUAUGACGUCAACCAACCCAACAAGCAUGGGACACCUCCGUUACUUAUUGCUGCUGGCUGUGGGAAUAUUCAGAUACUACAGUUGCUCCUUAAAAGAGGCUCAAGAAUCGAUAUCCAGGAUAAGGGUGGCUCCAAUGCCAUCUACUGGGCCUCGCGGCAUGGCCAUGUAGAGACGUUGACAUUUCUCAGUGCAAACAGAUGCCCUUUGGAUGUUAAAGACAAGUCUGGAGAGACAGCCCUUCAUGUGGCAGCUCGCUACGGCCACGCCGAUGUGGUUCAAUUACUGUGCAGCCUCGGCUCUAACCCCAAUUUCCAGGACAAGGAAGAAGAAACCCCCCUGCACUGUGCUGCCUGGCAUGGCUAUUACUCUGUGGCCAAAGCCCUUUGUGAAGCUGGCUGCAAUGUGAACAUUAAGAACCGAGAGGGAGAGACAGCCCUCUUGACAGCCUCUGCCAGGGGCUACCACGACAUUGUGGAGUGUCUGGCUGAACAUGGAGCCGACCUUAAUGCCUCUGACAAG
Molecule: messenger RNA, 1900 nt
Organism: Manis javanica (Malayan pangolin)
Lineage: Eukaryota; Metazoa; Chordata; Mammalia; Pholidota; Manidae
Source: RefSeq, a predicted model, not a curated record